ACUAACGACUACAGCAUACGGAAAAGUAUUCAAUUGCAAAAUGUUUUAUCUAAGAUUUCUUUUCUUCGUAAUACUGUUGACAGUUUUCAAUGUGUGUGUAAAGUGUGAUAUUUCGAUUACCGGCUAACAAAAAAUUCAAAUUAGUGGAAGACUAAAGGAAACGGAAAUGUUGUGAAUAGCAUCUGCAUUAGGACAUUAAUUAAGUGAAUAACUAAAUAAAUGAUAGUAAUGAGUUCUCAAAGCGAGUGAAUAAGUAAAUGACGGUGAAAAUAAAUCUUCAAGAGUUUAUAAGCUGAGGGAAACUAAAUAAAAUCUUAACUAGCUAUUAAGAGAAUACCGAUAUUCGAUGUAAAAGUUUGCCCCUGUUCAUGGACAAGUUUGAUAUUCGAUAUAUGAGGUGGCAUAAAACUAGAGGAAAGUCUACAUGAAGAAUGAAAAAAAAAUAUUAGCAGCUUGAAUUGGCAAAACGAUUCCACAGCCUGAAGUUCGAUUCAAAAAGCCACAACUUCAAUUGACCAGUGUAAUAUUUAAUUGCUUCCUGAAAUACAAAAGGAUUAUUUAAGCCUCAUAGCUUUUGACGAGUUAUGACAAUCUUGUGGAUUUUUUCGUUUCUAAAUUAAUGACAAUGAUUUAAACUCAAUAUUGUGGGAGAUAAAGGUUAAAUAAAUACAACAAAAACAUGGAGCUGUUACUAAAUCAACUUAGUCGGAGUAAACGGGAUGCCAAUCUAAAGGAAUUUCUAACACAUCUAUUUGUGGAUUGCAUGGUGAAGUAUAAAAACGAAUCAUGGUUUCGAAAUCAAUCGGCACAAAGUACUGAAUUCCCCACCUCCAUACCACGCUAUGUAGAAGAUGCUGUUCUGAAUCAGGGCUCAAUUAAUUUAGAAAAUGUCAAUAUUGCCGAAGAGGAACGCAAUGAGUUGUACGCCACCAUAAGUGCUGCCACUCUUUCGCCUAAUUCAAUUACUUCAUUUACGGAGGCCGUGGAAGAUGCAUUCACAACCAAUGGCAUGUCAACAACCGGCCAAUACUCAUCAACAGCUUCCACCCCAACAGAGGAGGUGGCAUUCUGUCCCUUGCGCUUUGAUGGCUACCUGUGUUGGCCACGCACCCCAGCUGGCACUGUACUCAGUCAGUAUUGUCCAGACUUUGUGGAGGGAUUUAAUAGUAAAUUUUUGGCCCACAAAACUUGCCUAGAAAAUGGCACAUGGUAUCAUCAUCCCGAGAGCUUACAAGAGUGGUCCAACUAUACAAAUUGCAUUGACUAUGAAGAUUUGGAGUUUCGAACAUUUGUUAAUGAAUUGUAUGUGAAAGGCUAUGCAGUGUCCGCUGUGGCAUUAAUUCUCUCCCUUAUAAUAUUUUUGGGUUUUAAAUCCUUGCGUUGCACCAGGAUUCGCAUUCAUGUUCAUUUAUUCGCCUCUUUGGCAUUUACUUGCAUCACUUGGAUCUUGUGGUAUAAAUUUGUUGUUGAGGAGCCAGAAACAAUACGAGACAAUACGUAUUGGUGUAUCUCCUUGCAUUUGCUAAUUCAUUACUUCAUGUUGGUCAACUACUUUUGGAUGUUCUGCGAGGGAAUGCAUUUACAUUUGGUGUUAGUGGUGUAUCCUUUAUCUUUUCCACCAAAGGUAUUUGUCAAGGACACAGUUGUUAUGCGUUGGUUCAAAAUCUUUUCCUGGUUGUCUCCUCUGAUCUUUGUGACGGCGUAUGGGGUGGCUAGGUAUUUUCAUCCCGAAGAUAACACACACUGCUGGAUGAAGGAUAGCUUCCUUUUGUGGAUAUUCUCAGUGCCGGUGUGUGUGUCCUUGGUUUCAAGUUUCUUUUUCCUGGUGAACGUAUUGCGUGUGAUUGUUCGCAAACUGCAUCCACAAUCGGCACAACCAGCUCCUUUGGCCAUACGCAAGGCCGUACGAGCCACGAUUAUUUUGGUUCCCUUGUUUGGAUUGCAGCAUUUUCUGCUACCCUAUCGUCCAGACACUGGCACUCCCUUGGAACGUUUCUAUCAAUUGUUGUCGGUUAUAUUGGUAAGCCUUCAAGGAUUUGUGGUUUCGUUUCUUUUCUGUUUUGCCAACCAUGAUGUGACUUUUGCGGUGAGAAGUCUAUUGAAUCGUUUGAUGCCCAGUUUGGUUUCUCCACCACCACCAACAAGUAGUACAGGUCAGGUGGCCACAACAACACCCAGCCGUGAGUUAGGAGUCUAAGCGACAGAGGAAAUGAGUGAGCAAACGGUAGCUUAACCAAACCGCCCAAAUGUCAAGGAACAGUCCACAUCAUAAUCACUCUUUGACAAAUUACUAUAUUGAAAUGUCAACCAUAAUCCCAACCGAAUGAUCUUCCAGGACCAACCUUUUUCUUUUAGUUUUGUAUUUAUUAGAUAACUAUCCUUCUUCAAGGGUUAUUUUAGCCGUUUGGCAAUUUCUUCUCAAAAUGAAUCUUUUGUACAUUUUGUAAUACAUACAUGUUGAAUUGUACUCACAAAAUCCUUAACCCAUACACUUGUAGUACCAUGGACAAGAAUCAUAUAUAAACUUGUAUAAGAAUGUAUAUCUCACAAAUAAUAAUGAAUAAAAUAUCAUAUGUAACUGACAGUGGUUUCCACAAUAAAUGUAACAAAUACAAUACACGGAAUGGAAAAUUAUAUAUAAAACGUUUAAGCACAUGAGAAAA
Molecule: messenger RNA, 2663 nt
Organism: Stomoxys calcitrans (stable fly)
Lineage: Eukaryota; Metazoa; Arthropoda; Insecta; Diptera; Muscidae
Gene: hec
Product: calcitonin gene-related peptide type 1 receptor
Exons: 12
Coding region: 680-2197 (505 amino acids)
Biological process (GO): cell surface receptor signaling pathway; adenylate cyclase-modulating G protein-coupled receptor signaling pathway
Cellular component (GO): plasma membrane
Molecular function (GO): calcitonin receptor activity
Source: RefSeq, a predicted model, not a curated record